AUGCCACCCGACAAAAAUGAAAAGUGUAACGCUUGUGGCGGCUACGAUUUUUCGAUUAACGACGGUUUCAAGUAUUGCGACAGAUGUGGAGCGUUAUUCGAGAAUUUUGAAGAGCUAGAAGAGGAAGAAGGUGGAAUUCAACAGACUUUGGGACAAGGAAAAGUUAAAAUUAAGAAAAAUGAUGGAGAGGAAAGGAAAAAGCGUGUAGCGCCAGUUUUGCCACCAAAAACACAAGCAAUGGAAGAAGCAUUGGAUAAACGAAGUGACUUUUUGAGAUUACAAGCUGUUCGAAAAGAAGAACUUGCCCUUCCAAACGAGUCGACGCCUGAUUAUCUAUACCGCCUGGCUCUUCGUCUAUUCUCUUUCACUCAAAUUCUAGGAAAAACCGGUCAUAUUUUAGUGAAAGAACUCAAUUUCGAUCCACGUGUGCAGACAACAAUUCUCGCCACGUUUCAACGUUAUCUCGCUCAUUGCCGCGUGGCAUUUUGUCAUUCGGAACAAUGUGGAAGUGACGAGCAGUUGAGAUUUGUAGCGAUUAUGGAGAACUUGGAAUAUGAAGAACAAGAGCGAGAGGAGAAACGACGGAAAAAGUUAGCGAGACGAGGAAAAGGAGCGAAGGUGUUGAGCAAGUCUGCAGCUGCCUGGACUCUCCUGACGCAAGGAAAUAUUACAGAGCAUCUGGAUUUAGCUUCAGAUGCAGAAGAAGACGAUUUAGAAGAAGAAGAAGAAAUGAAUGUUAAUGUGUCUAAAACUCUGGAAAAGUUGGAAUUAACUCAAGAAUCAACAAUGUUUGGAGAUGAAACAGUUGAUGUGAAUGACACUACAAUGGGAUUCGUACGGAAAGUGACAACCGCAUUAUCAAGAGAAGCACUUCGAAGAGCUAGUCAGCUGAUUCUGAAUCUAGAAUUACUCGUGGCAGUUUUACAUUCUUCUUUAUUGAGUUCUGGCUAUAAAAAUGUGUUCAUUUCGGAUGUUGUACGAUGGAUUCGAGAGGAUCGAUUUAGAAUUCCACGUCGAGCCGUUCGAUUGAUUCGACAAAGUCAUCCGGAUCGAAUGAAAACUGGAGAGAUCGAACAUCACACUGCUGUAGAUUUUGCUGAACCAUUUUUACGUCUUCCCCUUUAUGAAAUCGCCCGAACCUCAAUUAUUUUCAACCAAUCUUUGCAGCUAGAUGACCAGUUGAUUUCCCAAAAUUUUGAAACGCUAGCCUCACGCGUGGCCGAUAAUCUGAAUCUUCCAGUCGAUUUGCUCAGCCGUGUACUCCUUUUGGAGUCAAUUAUUCCAUGUGAUGUAUCUCCGAAAUUAUUGAAACAAGUCGACGUGUCAAUGGGUUAUAAUUGUGAACAGUUGGCAGGAUUGUCUCCAAAAUUGUAUUACAACGGGUUUAUGUCAAGUUUUGGAAGAAAGGAAAGAACACUGCGGGAGGCCGAUAUUUGUGAUGAAGUUCUCCUCUCCACUGAUACAAAGCUAAUCGCCUAUUUUUUACUCGCAUUUCGUCUCACUUUUGAUCUCGACCAUGCUGAAUGCUCUGAUUUUGUUGAUGACCCGAAUUGCGAGAAUUUCGACAUUGACACGUGGAUUCAUCAACUAGAAAUGAGAAUUAAGUGUUGGCAAGGACACGAUAUGACAAUGGUGUUGAGGGAGUCGUGUCCGAUUCCAGAAAUGAUUAUCAAUUCACCAUUUGGUUCAAACUAUUCUUACCACGAUACGAAAGGAGUCCCAAUGGUGACACGACAUCGUCGUCUUGUUGGAUUCCAGAAGUGUAUUCCUACAGAAAUGUCAUUCAACUCAACUUCUACUCUCCCCACUGUUUUUGAUGUCCGUCAUAAUCGAUUUCCAGUGGAACGUCGUCAAAUCGAAGCGAUGAUGUCGCCGUUGAAGUUCCAAAGAGUUAUACUAAGGAAAGAGAUUGAACAGGAUCAGAAAUCGUUUAAAAACGUUGAUUCACAAUCCGAGAAAACGUUUUUUAUGGACUUCACUACAUUUCAAUCAUCUGUAAAUGCCAGAUCAUUCAACGAAUACUUCCCAUUAGCUAGUCGCUAUUCGAUUUACAAAAGACCAGAUUGGAUUCAAAAUUGUACCGCGCGGAAGUCGAAAUUGGGACCGAGAUUCGGCCCGUACCGUUUCUACCUGAGCAACCAGGCGUGCGACGAUUUGCUCGGUGUCGCCACGUCAUCAUUCUCUCGUCGCUUUGAGUUUCUUCUCGAGUCGUUGUCACUUCUGAUUGGUGAAGAUCCUAAAGCAGUUUACGCGGCAUUUGUAAUGCUUGAAAUGCAUUUAACGUCUCCGGAAAAAAUGCAAUCGAUUCGAAAUGAUCUUCUUGUUUCAAUUCCAAUUACAAUCGAUUGUCAGAAGUUUCGAAGUUCGACUCAUCAUGUUCCAUUCAAAUGCAACAUUUUAACAGAGGAACCAUUGAAUCGAAUCGAGGAUUUGAGAUAUUUCAGGAUUUCUCGUGCUCAAUCAGAUCAAGAGGAGCUCCACUCGAAUGCGUAUUUGAUGGAUUUAAGGAAUCAUGAAUUACACGAUUCGUUAUCAUCAGAAGAGGCAAAACGGGUUCAGAAGAAGAUUGAAAAGACUUUAAUAUUAAUAUCAACUCUAAUCCAAAUACAAUGCAACUGGAGAUGGGAUGAGAAGGUACCGAAGAAGCCGAAACGAAAACCAUGGAAUCGAGAUGACUCGAGUAUCACUAUAGCGGCGACGAGAGAGGCGGAGCUUAAGUAUGUGUUGGAUGAGGAGCUCAAGGAUAUUUUAGAUGAGAAGGCCGUGGAGACUCAAUUUAUGUUUUAG
Caenorhabditis remanei is the source of this 2787-nucleotide messenger RNA. RefSeq lists its product as uncharacterized. Gene Ontology annotation, biological process: RNA polymerase I preinitiation complex assembly; nucleolar large rRNA transcription by RNA polymerase I. Lineage: Eukaryota; Metazoa; Nematoda; Chromadorea; Rhabditida; Rhabditidae. The transcript has 13 exons. The record is from RefSeq and is a predicted model, not a curated record. Gene Ontology annotation, molecular function: RNA polymerase I core promoter sequence-specific DNA binding. Gene Ontology annotation, cellular component: RNA polymerase transcription factor SL1 complex; RNA polymerase I core factor complex. Bases 1 to 2787 code for a protein of 928 amino acids.